Molecule: messenger RNA, 1380 nt
Organism: Chrysochloris asiatica (Cape golden mole)
Lineage: Eukaryota; Metazoa; Chordata; Mammalia; Afrosoricida; Chrysochloridae
Gene: WDR41
Product: WD repeat domain 41
Exons: 13
Coding region: 1-1380 (459 amino acids)
Biological process (GO): regulation of autophagy
Cellular component (GO): lysosomal membrane
Molecular function (GO): protein binding
Source: RefSeq, a predicted model, not a curated record
AUGUUGCGAUGGUUGAUCGGGGGAAGCCGAGAACCUCAGGGACUGGCCGAGAAAUCUCCUUUACAUACAAUAGGUGAAGAACAAACCCAGAAUCCCUACACCGAACUGAUUGUACUGAAAGCUCAUCAUGAUAUCGUUCGAUUUCUGGUACAAUUAGAUGACUACAGGUUUGCAUCUGCUGGUGAUGAUGGAAUUGUAGUUGUGUGGAAUGCCCAGACAGGAGAAAAACUUCUGGAACUCAGUGGCCACACUCAGAAGAUAACUGCUAUUAUUCCAUUUCCUUCCUUGGAAUCUUUUGAAGGAAAAAAUCAACAGAUUUUGACAGCCUCUGCUGAUAGAACAGUAAUUGUGUGGGAUUGUGACACUGGCAGACCAGUUCAGAGAGUGUCGUGCUUCCAGUCUACUGUAAAGUGUUUAACAGUUCUUCAGAGACUAGAUGUUUGGCUCUCUGGUGGAAAUGACCUGUGUGUAUGGAACCGAGAAUUAGAUCUCCUGUGUAGGACUGGUCACCUUUCUGAUACAGGGAUUAGUGCUCUGAUUGAAAUACCCAACAACUGUGUUGUAGCAGCAGUUGGUAAAGAACUGAUAAUUUUCAGGGUGGUGACACCCACAGAAGAAGCACUUGAGUGGGAUAUUCUGGAAGUUCAACGCCUCCAUGAUCACCAAGAUAAUAUUCUUUCAUUGGUCAAUAUCAAUGAUUUGAGUUUUGCCACUGGCUCCCAUGUUGGAGAGCUGAUCAUUUGGGAUAUCCUGGACUGGACCAUGCAAGCCUAUGAACGCAACUUUUGGAACCCUUGUCUACAGCUGGACACACAGCAAGAAAUAAAACUCUGUCAAAAAUCAAAUGACAUUUCUAUUCAUCAGUUUACAUGUGAUGAAGAGAAUGUCUUUGCUGCCGUUGGAAGGGGUUUAUAUGUGUAUAACCUUCAAAUGAAGCGUGUGAUUGCCUGCCAGAAAACUGCACAUGACUCCAAUGUCUUGCACAUUGCCACACUUCCAAACAGGCAGUUAGUCUCAUGCUCAGAAGAUGGCAGUGUACGCAUUUGGGAGUUACGAGAAAAACAGCAGCUCCCAGCUGAGCCCGUACCAACAGGUUUUUUUAACAUGUGGGGAUUUGGAAGGGUAAACAAACAAGGCAGCCAACCUAUUAAAAAGCAACAAGAAAUCGCCACUUCAUGUUCACUGGAGCUUAUUGGAGAUUUGAUUGGCCACUCAUCAUCUGUGGAGAUGUUUCUGUACUUUGAAGAUCAUGGACUAGUGACAUGCUCUGCUGAUCACCUCAUUAUUUUGUGGAAAAAUGGAGAACGAGAAUCUGGAUUACGCAGUUUAAAAUUAUUUCAGAAAUUAGAGGAGGAUGGUGGCUUAUAUCUUUCUGUGUAG